GCGCCAAAGAGGUGACAGUGACGGGGAGAGUCGCCGCUGAACUACAAGAAAAUUAAAAGACAAAAGGGAAAAAAAAAAAAAAAAAAAAAGGACAAGCAUCUUUUUGUCUUGAACGAGUUGAGUUUCCUUUCGUGAAGCUCCACUUUCUGCUGGCGGCGCCCCUUUGCUCCUGAGGCUGUGGUAUGAGCCUAUGUGGCAGGAAGGCGCUGACGUUGCUGAGCAGCGUGUUCGCCGUUUGCGGCCUGGGCCUGUUGGGCAUCGCCGUGAGCACCGACUACUGGCUCUACCUGGAGGAAGGUGUCAUCCUCCCACUCAACCAGAGCACCGAAAUACGCAUGUCCCUUCACUCGGGCCUAUGGAGGGUUUGUUUCUUGGCGGGGGAAGAGAAAGGUCGGUGUUUUACCAUUGAAUAUGUGAUGCCCACUAAAGUCCAGAUGACUUCUGAGUCUACAGUUAGUGUCCUGAAGAUGAUUCGCUCAGCCACACCUUUCCCCCUGGUCAGCCUCUUCUUCAUGUUCAUUGGUUUUGUCCUCAGCAACAUCGGCCACAUUCGACCUCAUCGCACCAUCCUGGCUUUUGUUUCUGGAAUCUUCUUCAUCCUGUCAGGUAUUCUACUCACCUGGAAAGAUCACACAGUCAGGAUUAUUUGGUGUACAUGCCUGAAGUGAAGUAUCAUAUAUCACCUUUACUUAGUCAGCUAGGUUCCAGCUCCCCCGUGAUUUUCCCAAAAUGAAAGCAAAAAUAUCGGGUUGCAAUGAAGAAAUGUGUCAUUUUAAAGCACAAGGCUUGCAAUAUUUACAGAAUCGUGCAAGUGUUCUGCUUGACGCUCAUCAUUACUGAAUCAUAUCAAGCACAUGAUGCAUACGUACACACUUUAUAGCUGAGCUCAAUUUCAAAUUAUGGUUUGAUUCUGGAAUGUUUCCCUUUUAGUGCACGGACAACCUCCUUGGUUCAUAAACCUUAAAAGGAGGCAUAUGAAAAUUGUUUUCUACAUUUAAAACAAUUCCUUGUGGUCUACAUAACAUUUACUGUAUUUUCUGGACCAUAGGGCGCACCGGAUUGUAGGGCGCACUGCCGAUGAGCGGGUCGAUUCGGGUCUAUUUUAUAAGGCGCCUUAAAGGUGUCAUGCCUGUUAAUCUGGUUUUAUGUUUGAUCAUGUUUUGUUUUGUUUUCUGGACUCUUCUUGCGUUUGCACUUCCUGGUUUUGUUUGUUGCCAUAGUAACUCAUUAGUUCCCACCUUGUCACGCCCUGUCCCUCUGCUCUCACACCUGUUACUAAAUACCACAGCCAGUAUUUAAGGAUUUUACUUUCUGUCCAUAAGUCUGGGAACUUUGCUUGCCUUCAUGCACACACGCUACCCUUGCUGCAUCUCCUUCAUGCCCUCGCCCAUAGAUCCGU
Messenger RNA from Nerophis ophidion (straightnose pipefish), 1399 nucleotides. Its product is annotated as voltage-dependent calcium channel gamma-5 subunit-like. The coding region runs from base 183 to 668 and encodes 161 amino acids. The transcript is spliced from 4 exons. NCBI's taxonomy places the organism in Eukaryota, Metazoa, Chordata, Actinopteri, Syngnathiformes, Syngnathidae. Gene Ontology annotation, cellular component: postsynaptic density membrane; AMPA glutamate receptor complex. The record is from RefSeq and is a predicted model, not a curated record. Gene Ontology annotation, biological process: calcium ion transport; positive regulation of synaptic transmission, glutamatergic; regulation of AMPA receptor activity. Gene Ontology annotation, molecular function: channel regulator activity; voltage-gated calcium channel activity.